AUGAUACGGAAACAGGCCCGUGAGAGACGUGAAUAUCUAUAUCGCAAAGCACAGGAGCUGCAGGAGUCUCAGCUUCAGGAAAAGCGUCAGUUAAUCAAACAGUCGCUAGCUCAAGGAAAGCCUUUACCAAAAGAGAUUGCAGAUGACGUUCAAUUGCAACGUGAUUUUCAGUACGAUGAGACCGUGCAAGAUUCUAUUGAUGACGAAUACAGUGCUACAAGUGGGAUUGUAGAUCCAAAGCUGCUUGUAACUACCUCUCGUGAUCCAUCUACGAAGUUAUCCCAGUUUGCUAAAGAAGUAAAGUUAUUAUUUCCUACUAGCGUGAGACUUAACAGGGGUAACUUUGUUAUGAAUAACCUAGUAGAUGCAUGCCAGAAGUCUGGGACUACUGAUUUAGUUGUGCUGCAUGAACACAGAGGUGUUCCAACAUCGUUAACAAUUUCACAUUUCCCACAUGGCCCAACUGCUUUUUUCACUUUGCAUAACGUUGUUCUAAGACAUGACAUAUUGAAUGCAGGGAACCAGAGUGAAGUUAACCCCCAUUUGAUUUUUGAUAACUUCACAACACCAUUGGGAAAGCGGGUAGUAAAGAUCUUAAAGAAUUUGUUUCCGGCUAGUCCAAAAAAGGAUAGUGCCAGGGUUAUCACGUUUGCAAAUCGAGGUGAUUUUAUCAGUGUAAGACAGCAUGUAUACGUAAAAACCAGAGAAGGUGUUGAGCUGGCAGAAGUAGGUCCAAGAUUUGAAAUGAGAUUAUUUGAACUAAGGCUGGGGACUUUGGAAAACAAAGAUGCAGAUGUCGAAUGGCAGCUAAGAAGAUUCAUCAGAACUUCCAGUAGAAAGGAUUAUUUGUAA
Eremothecium cymbalariae DBVPG#7215 is the source of this 852-nucleotide messenger RNA. It is a transcript of the gene IMP4, whose product is annotated as snoRNA-binding rRNA-processing protein IMP4. Gene Ontology annotation, biological process: rRNA processing. The record is from RefSeq and is a predicted model, not a curated record. Bases 1 to 852 code for a protein of 283 amino acids. Gene Ontology annotation, molecular function: rRNA primary transcript binding; snoRNA binding. Gene Ontology annotation, cellular component: Mpp10 complex; small-subunit processome; nucleolus. The transcript has a single exon. NCBI's taxonomy places the organism in Eukaryota, Fungi, Ascomycota, Saccharomycetes, Saccharomycetales, Saccharomycetaceae.